CAACCUCUUUGAUCGAUAUAGAUGAUGGGUCAAAGAAUACUAAUAAUAACGCUAUCAAUCAUGUUACACCACCUCAUAUGAACAUUAUCGAUCCAGUCAACGUCGAUCAAUUCGGUGUCGAAGAUAUUCGAUAUUUACCAAACAAACAAUUUGCACAUGUGGAUUUGAAAAAUGAAGUCGCAAUGAAAAAAGCUUUGAAACUUCAUGGCGAGACAAAGGUGCCAGAACAAGGAAAAUUGCGAGUAGAAGAAGGAAAACCUCGUAACGCUUCCACAG
Dentiscutata erythropus is the source of this 276-nucleotide messenger RNA. The record is from the annotation of a GenBank genome assembly. Lineage: Eukaryota; Fungi; Glomeromycota; Glomeromycetes; Diversisporales; Gigasporaceae.